Nematostella vectensis (starlet sea anemone) is the source of this 2452-nucleotide messenger RNA. RefSeq names its product fibroblast growth factor receptor-like 1. The transcript is spliced from 6 exons. The coding region runs from base 266 to 1657 and encodes 463 amino acids. NCBI's taxonomy places the organism in Eukaryota, Metazoa, Cnidaria, Anthozoa, Actiniaria, Edwardsiidae. The record is from RefSeq and is a predicted model, not a curated record.
UUAAAUUCACAAUUUUCCUCUUGAAUUGCAUAUAUUCAAAACACUCAUUUCCUCUGUGGGAAGAAGACCUACAAUUCGAAGACAGAAUUUUCGGUUAGUCUCGCCGCUUUAAGUUGCUACAUUUAUAAUUUAAAGAGUAACGGAAUUACUCACAGCUUCUGAAGUAGCAGCAGGAUGGGCAUAACAAUUCUUCCUGGUGGGUUUUUACAAGUGAAAGAAUGAUGGCUACCAUAGGGUCGAGUUUGUGACGUCACUGGGAUGACCGAUGGCAAGUUUCAUCAUCGUACCUGCCAUGGUAACCAUGGUGAUGGCGUUAACCAUACCAACCAGAGGGAUUUCGUCGCCAAGAGACGCUUACAAUCUUACUCAGAUAGAGAGGUACAUCGGCGAUGACGUCACACUCAGUUGCCCCAAUCAUAGCUAUCAGGGGAACUUUUCCAUCACGUGGUACAAGUACAAUGAACCAUUGCAGGAAGUGACGUACCGAGAUGCGAUAAAUACCCGGAUGUUGAUACUUAGUAACCUGUUGUUGGCAGACGGAGGACGGUAUACCUGUGUCCUGAAGACCGAAUCUAAUAGAACUCUUAAUACGUCUUACAUGUUAACUAUAAAUGAUCACUCUCUAAAUAAGAAGCCUUCGAUCAUUACCCACUCAAUAAACCAAACCGUAAUUAUUGGUAAAACUGCGACUUUCACCUGUACCAUAACAAGCUUCUCAACGCCUUACAUCGAAUGGUUCCUCCACUCUACACGCUAUCAAAACACAGCCCAGGCAAACUCCAACACAUCUUACUUUCACACAAGGUCAAGUUUAAAGCGCAUGCGCGGGAUCAUGACCGUGCGGGAGGCUGGUACGGGUGCUGGACGCCCUUACGAGAUCCUGCUUCGCGUGGUUAACGUGACGUACCGUGAUAGUGGGUGGUACUCGUGCCGCGUGUUUGACAAAUAUGGGAAAGCAUUCAAACAGGGAUUUCUCGCCGUUACUCAAGCGCCCACUUUAUCACAGCAAGAUCUCCAACUGCAGUACACACGGCGAUACGCCGACAAUCCCAAGGUCCCCCUCGCGCUGCUGGUCUCACUGCCAGUGGGUGUUCUCGUUAUCGCAUGCGCAGUGCUGGUACGCGCGCUCGAAAGAUCCAAACGCGCCAAUGCGCAACAAACCGGAAGUAGUAAACAACCAGAAGAAGAUUCGUCUGCACCUUCGACUCGUAGAAAUCCUGUAAAUCAUAUUCCCUCCAACGGCGUGGGGACCUUUUGUAAUCAUUAUCCACCAUCAGUUGCCAUAGGUAGCCAUGUCAAUUAUCAUCCUGCAUCGUUUGGUAUUGUGCGGGGAAAUAACAAUAAUAGGACUUCAGUGAAUAGUUAUCUUCAACAAGACUGUGAGGUUGGUCAGCAGUGUCAUACAUUAACGAGCAGUCAGUCCGCUUCCACGCCGGAUGUGUGGCCAACAACAAGUAGUGAUCAGCGCGACAACAGGCAACGUGGUCAGCAGCCUACAAGCAGUGGUCUCCAUAGUAGUAGUGACUUGAAUGUGACGUCACCGACAAAUCGACUCAGUGUCUCUAGCGCAACCCUUGACAUGGAAUGGGAGGGACUGGACCUUAAAAUCACCGAGAGUCUGGAGCUUGUCAAGAUGCCUGUAGAAGUAGACGUAUAAACGACUACGGGAUACCUGUGGCGAUACUAUCAGAGCAGAGGAAUGUUAACUAGUAGCACAACGACCUCUGGGAAAUUUACAGAAUAGUUUCAACAAUUCCUGAAUAUUCUUUAGAUUAUUACUGCGAAACGUAGCACAUACGACCAAUAUUCUGAUGCAUUGAAAGAUGAAUUAAUUGAUCUAGUUUAUAGUACGAAAAAUCCUUUUAGAUGCGUUUAACUUACCAUUUUUUAAAUUAAUUGCCUUCGGGAAAAUGAUCACUCUAUUUGCAUGGGUGUUGCUCAGAGAAAGAGUGGAAUGUUGUGCAGCUAAAAAGCAAGGACUGUCUUCCUACCGUAAUUACUGGAAUAAGCGCCUCCCCAGAAUUAGUGCCUCCCCCCAAAUUAGAAUCUCCUCUAAGCGUGCUGCACUCCUGAAACUUCGAUGAUGGGGGGACUCGCGUUAAAAAUGAAGUAACGAAAACUGACAGUACUACCCACCAAAGCAUUCUAGAAUUGGAAGCUUUACUCGCUGUACGUUGUAAAAAACACUUUAUCUAGAUUUAAAUUGGGUUUUGAAAUAAAUGCUCACCCCGCGCGCCUUCCCUGGGACGUAUGGCGUCUGGGCGCUUAUUCGAGAAUUACGGUUAUUGCCAGUUUAGCCAUGCCCUACUAAUCGAUCUAUUUACUAUUUAACUAUGUUCAACAGCGUUAAGCAAGAAAGAACUGUGACUGUUGCCGGCAACAUGAACAUUAAAUGGAUGAUAUAAAAGAAUGAUGUAAACUACAACAAAACAUAUUUCUUAAAAAGAGUUUU